Messenger RNA from Rhizoctonia solani, 429 nucleotides. RefSeq lists its product as uncharacterized. The record is from RefSeq and is a predicted model, not a curated record. Bases 1 to 429 code for a protein of 142 amino acids. The transcript has 3 exons. Lineage: Eukaryota; Fungi; Basidiomycota; Agaricomycetes; Cantharellales; Ceratobasidiaceae.
AUGAAAAUCCUUCCCACCAUUUGCGUUUUUACUGGUAUUGUUCUUGUCAUUGGAGCUCCCGUGCUCAUAAGGGACGGCGAAUUACAAGUUCGGUCAAGUGCAUCUCUCAGUAGGAGGUUGAGCCAUGCCAUCGACGAAGGUCGCAUCAUGGGAACCCGUGAUUCUAUAGUACCGGCAUUCUUCCCUGUGGAACGGUCAACAGAGGUCUCGGCGUACAUAAAUCCUGACCCUAUUGUAGAUGUGGUCGUCGAACCUAUAGUAGAAGUCAAAGUACCAGUCCCUCAGCCUUACCCUGUUGAGGUCGUCAAACAUAUAGAUAGACCAGUACCAGUCCCCCAACCUUACCCGGUUGUUGGCAGUUCGGUUCAUAUUGGCACUUCUAACCCUCGUUCCCUUCCUAUGCCCCUUGCCAAUAUUCGCAGGGCAUGA